Penicillium expansum is the source of this 822-nucleotide messenger RNA. Its product is annotated as Alcohol dehydrogenase, C-terminal. Bases 1 to 822 code for a protein of 273 amino acids. The transcript has 5 exons. Lineage: Eukaryota; Fungi; Ascomycota; Eurotiomycetes; Eurotiales; Aspergillaceae. The record is from RefSeq and is a predicted model, not a curated record.
AUGCCGGAUACCAUCAUCAUUCCCAAGCAACACCGAGCUAUCAUUUAUGACCAGCCCGGAACAGUUUCUACGAAAGUUGUUCUGGUUGACACUCCAGAGCCGGGGCUGGGGCAAGUCCUUAUCAGGCUCACUCAUUCAGGUGUCUGCCAUUCCGACUAUGGUAUCAUGACAAAUUCGUGGAGCUAUCUCCCUGAUACAGAGAAAGGACAAGUUGGUGGACAUGAAGGCGUUGACGGUCUUGCGUCUGAGAAUGCUGCGCUAAUGCUUUGUGCAGGUCUCACCAUCUACUCAGCCUUCAAAUGCAGUGAGGCAAAGCCAGGUGAUUUCGUUAUUGUUUCUGGUGCUGGAGGAGGCUUGGGCCAUGUUGCCGUCCAACUCGGCAGUCGAGGAUUGGGAUUCCGAAUCAUUGCUAUCGACCGCUCGUCCAAGAAAGAAUUGGUUUUGAAGUCGGGUGCGGAGCAUUUUGUUGACAUGGAUGAGUUUUCCGAUGACGAAUCACUUGUGGAUCAUUUUGCCCCGCCGACAUAUGAAACUGAGCUGUUGAUGCUCCGCCCGAAUGGUGCUCUUGUUUGUGUUGGAGUCCCAGAAGGCGAAAUGCAAGCAAUUGCUUCGGCAAAGCCUGCCGUGAUUAUCUUUAAACAGCUAAAGAUUAUCGGCUCUGCAGUUGGAACCCGGGAGGAAGCUAUGAAAACCCUGGAUUUUGCAGCUCGCGGGAUCAUUGACCCACAUGUCACUGUCGCGAAGAUGGAAGAUCUUACUGAUAUUUUCCACAAGAUGCAUGGUGGUGGUCUCAAGGGCCUCAUUGUUAUCGAUAUGUCUUAG